Spodoptera littoralis (African cotton leafworm) is the source of this 870-nucleotide messenger RNA. The record is from the annotation of a GenBank genome assembly. Lineage: Eukaryota; Metazoa; Arthropoda; Insecta; Lepidoptera; Noctuidae.
AUGACACAACAGAAGAAAAUACCGAAAAUAAAAAAGAUCAAAGAAGAAUUAAAUAAAGAAUUUACAUUUUUGAAAAAUGUAUUUUCUGUAAUGUCUUUACCGCUGCAGAUGAAAGGUGAAAACGAAGACAACAUGGACAUUGAAAUUGUAAAUGAAAAUCAAAAGAGUAACGAAGAUGUUGAAAUGCCAAAAAGAGCUCGCAGUAUAGCAGAACUUGAAGAAAAGUUAGAAAAAAUCAAAUCACAGAAUAAGUUCAGUUUCAAAAAUAAAUUACAAAAGAAAAGCUUAAGUAGUAAAUUGAAUAAGAAGAUUAAGAAGACAGAAAGAGUUAAGGCGAAGGUUAAACCUGUAGUGGACAAACCGUUUGCUGACAUGCUGAAGGCCAGUGUUGAGGAGAAACCAAAACCGAACAUUGCUAAACCAGUGUUUAACAAUGAAGGAAAACUUGUGUUCUCCAAGUUUGACUUUGCUAAUGUUGGCAAGAGAGAGAGGCAAAAUAAAGCAGAAAGAGAUCCCAAAAAGAUUUUGGAAAAUCUUAAACAACAGGAAGAACGUCUAAAACAAUUGGAAGAAAAAGAAGAUAGUAAUAAAGUGAAAGAAAUCAAAGAAAAGAUUGCUUGGAAAAAUGUACUGCAGAAAGCUGAAGGACAGAAAGUGAAAGAUGACCCUAUAUUACUGAAGAAGACUAUUAAGAAAAUGGACCAAAAGAAAAAGCAAAGUAAGAAACAAUGGGACACUAGAGUUCAAAAUGUUGAACAGAAGAAAACAGAAAGGCAAAAGAAGAGAUCAGAAAAUAUUGCCAAAAAGAAGAAAGAAAAGAAGUCUAAAAUUAUAAAGACGUCAAUCAAGAGGGGCCGAGUUGUAAUAUAA